Messenger RNA from Pteropus alecto (black flying fox), 805 nucleotides. RefSeq names its product cytochrome c oxidase assembly factor 3 homolog, mitochondrial. Gene Ontology annotation, cellular component: mitochondrial inner membrane. Lineage: Eukaryota; Metazoa; Chordata; Mammalia; Chiroptera; Pteropodidae. Gene Ontology annotation, biological process: mitochondrial respiratory chain complex IV assembly. The record is from RefSeq and is a predicted model, not a curated record. The transcript is spliced from 2 exons. The coding region runs from base 45 to 365 and encodes 106 amino acids.
CAGCAAGCUCCGCGCCCUGAGACCACGAAGGGCGGGGCGGCAACAUGGCGGCUCAGGGAGCUGGUGACCCUCUAGAUGCUAAGAGUGGAAAGGCUCCACUGGCCCAGCGCAUCGACCCUACUCGGGAGAAGCUGACUCCCGCACAGCUGCAAUUCAUGCGGCAGGUGCAGCUCGCCCAGUGGCAGAAGACGCUGCCGCAACGGCGGACCCGAAACAUCGUGACCGGCCUGGGAAUCGGGGCGCUGGUGUUAGCUAUUUAUGGUUACACUCUUUACUCAGUGUCCCAGGAGCGUUUCUUAGAUGAGCUGGAGGAUGAGGCCAAAGCUGCUCGAGCUCGAGCUGUGGCAAGGGCAUCAGGACCCUGAACCAGAUGGGCAUCGCACAUCCCCAACCUGCUGGAGCCCCUUCUCCUGAUGGAUGAUGCCCCAUGAACAUGUAGAAAUUGAAGCCUGCUCACAGCGUUGCUGGCCACCUUACUACCUUGGAUGAUGAUUGAGCCCAAGAAGCCAGAAAUUUAUACAUUUGGCCAUUGUCAAGGAAACAUUGCCCACCUCUCACUGUGUGCGGUAGCGGAGCCUUUUUUGUAUGUAGUUUGUUUCAUUGUUUGCAAGGUAUCCGACCUUGGGUUUCUCAAGCUUUCUGACUUUGUGGUUUAUCCCCUUCACCUCCCAGGAGCUGGGAGGAAGGAGGGCAAGAGGUGGGCUAUAUGGGAAUGGGUAUGGCAGCUCUGUGCAGUGUUGGAGCCUACAGGAAAGAUGGGGUUAGGUUGAGAAUAAUAAACUGAGUCAUCUGUCUUGGAGUCAGA